Solanum stenotomum is the source of this 834-nucleotide messenger RNA. RefSeq names its product GATA transcription factor 15-like. Lineage: Eukaryota; Viridiplantae; Streptophyta; Magnoliopsida; Solanales; Solanaceae. Gene Ontology annotation, biological process: regulation of DNA-templated transcription. The coding region runs from base 107 to 610 and encodes 167 amino acids. The record is from RefSeq and is a predicted model, not a curated record. Gene Ontology annotation, molecular function: zinc ion binding; sequence-specific DNA binding. The transcript is spliced from 3 exons.
AGCCACAUCUUCUGAUUCACUGUCGGUUCUCUUACCGCAGUCGGUUUAAUACUCAUUUUCAGUGAUCACUUCUCUGUUUUGCUCUGUUUUAGUUGUGAUCAAAGAGAUGGAUCUAAUUGAUAAGGUGAUGGGAUCUGAGGAAGUGAUCACUGGACUAGCAAUGGAGAUCGCAACUCCAGAAGUGAUUUCAUCUGAAAUCCAAGUGAAAGCUGCAGAAGUGAUUUCAUCUGAAAUCCAAGUGAAGACUCCUGAAGUGAUUUCAUCUGAAAUCCAGCAGAAAACCUGUGUGGAUUGUGGUGCUAUCAAAACGCCUCUUUGGCGUAGUGGUCCUGCUGGCCCUAAGUCGCUGUGCAAUGCUUGUGGGAUCAGGAGCAGGAAGAAGAAAAGAGAUCUGCUGGGAUUGAACAAGGAUGACAAGAAGACGAAGAAAUCGUCUGCUAAUUCUGCAAGCAGCAGCGGUGAUAGCGCCAGCAGCAGCAAUGUGGAGAAGAAGAAGAAAGCUCCAGUGAAGAGAGCUGAUUCAAUUUCACUUCACUGGAGUAAGCUUGAUGAAGUUGAACGAGCUGCUUUCUUGUUGAUGUCUCUCUCUUGCAGCUCUGUUCGUGCUUGAUCAGGGCCAGCGACAGCGAUGCUUGUGCCCUUUUUGGGUUGGUUGGUGAGUGAUCAGUGGUGGGUAGAUGAUGUAGGAAGUAGAAUUAUAAAACAGCAAUAGAAAAGGUUAAUCUAGUUGAGAAAUUAUUUCUCCUAGGAGUUGAAAAGGAUUCUCUUAUCCUUUUUAGAUUUAUUAAAUUUAUUAGUUUAAUCAAAUUCCUUGUUAUGCUUAUCAAAACAUCA